AUGACCCCGGUGACUGCUGCGCCGCACCCGGCCACCGAGUCGCUGGCGGCUGCCGCGCCACCGAGCACCACGCCUACAGCGUCAGUGAACGCCGCCACCGUGGACGCCGCCGACCUGCACGCCAUCGCCGAGGCUCAGAGGGACGACCAGGAGACAGCUGCCUACUCGGACCGGCUGACACCCUUCCCGUUGUCAGCUGAUCUCACCGUCCUCUGUGAUACCACUCUGACACUUCCCAGGCCGUUUGUCCCAGUCCCCCUCCGCACUCAUGUGUUCGAACAGGUGCACAGCCUCGCUCAUCCUGGUGUCAAGGCCUCCCUUCAGCUGGUCAAGUCGCGCUACUUCUGGCCCGACAUGGACCGCUGUAUCCGCCGGUGGGUACGCGAGUGCUCCUCCUGCCAAUCGAGUAAGGUCCACCGCCACACCAAAACCGUCCCGUCUCCGUUUUCUCUCCUCAGCGACAGGUUCGAGACCAUCCACAUAGACAUUGUCGGUCCUCUGCCGCCAUCAAUCCCUCACGGUGAGUCUUUCACCUCCCCGUGUCGGUACCUCCUGACGUGUGUUGACCGUUCCACCCGCUGGCUGGAGGCGGCCCCUAUCGCCGACAUCUCAGCAGCCACCGUCGCAGCCGCCUUCAUGGACGUCUGGGUGGCCCGGUUUGGUGUGCCGCUGCACGUCGUCACCGACAGAGGUACUCAGUUUGAGUCCGCCCUCUUCCGACAACUGGCCGAGAUCCUCGGCUUUCACCGCCUGCGGACAACGGCGUACCACCCCAAGACCAACGGCAUGGUGGAGCGUCAGCAUCGGACGCUGAAGUCAGCCAUCAUCGCCAGCAAGAAACAGUGGUUACAAGCACUACCUGUGGUCCUCCUGGGCAUCCGGGCGGCCAUGAAUGAGACUGGCUAUGCGCCGUUCACUGCCGUCACCGGGGGCAUGCUGUUGCAGCCCCGGAUAAGAGUGGACCGGCAGCCUGCUCCGGACGGCGCCGCCGAGACCGUCGGGGAGCUGGCCCGCCGACUCGCCAGGACAGACUUCCUCUCGCCGUCUGAAGGCAGCCACCAUGGACUGACCCAGCCGCACAUGCCGACCGACCUCUCGACGUGUUCACACGUCUGGCUGCGGGUUGACCGCGUGCGCCGCCCUCUGGAGGCGCCUUAUAUCGGCCCUCUGCGCGUCCUCAGGCGAUGGGAUCGCUGGUACCAGCUGGAGCUGCCGUCGGGGAAGAGUGACACCGUCUCGGUCGAGCGGCUCAAGCCAGCAUACCUACCGCAGUCACCGCCGCCGGGUGGGCUGGGCGGUGCCGAUGCCGCACCGCCCCUGCCCCCCGUGCAGUCCGGUACAACCACAUCGCCGUCGGUGGAGCCGGGCCGCGCCGAUGCCGCGCUGUCCCCGCUUCCCGGCCUGGCCAGCGCUGCACCGCCUGUGCACGCUUCAUCAUCGCCGCCAGCGGAGCCGGACCGUGCUGACGUAGCGCCGCCACCAUCUGCUCCGCCACGUCGUGGUCGCCGUCUUGGGGGCCAGAGCUCGGCGCCCGCGUCGCCGCCGUCGCCUGUGCCUGUUCGUCCACAGCGAGACGCCGUGUACACUCGUGCUGGUCGCCGCGUUCGGUUUCGUGUUCCACCCUCGUGA
Amphibalanus amphitrite is the source of this 1629-nucleotide messenger RNA. RefSeq names its product protein NYNRIN-like. The coding region runs from base 1 to 1629 and encodes 542 amino acids. Gene Ontology annotation, molecular function: nucleic acid binding. The transcript has a single exon. Gene Ontology annotation, biological process: DNA integration. NCBI's taxonomy places the organism in Eukaryota, Metazoa, Arthropoda, Thecostraca, Balanomorpha, Balanidae. The record is from RefSeq and is a predicted model, not a curated record.